CUCAGUCAACGCGCCUUCCCGUCCAGUCUCUUCCUCUCGGUGCCCACUCGCUUUCACGCCCACUCACCUCUCAGGCUCACUCUCAGGUUCACUCUCACUCUCACUCUCACCCGCCCAAACCCAAAAACCCCAAGCGACCCGCUGCCGCCGCCGCCGCCGCCGCCGCCCGGACUCACUCCGUCAUCUCAUACUUUCUGCGACACGUGAACCACCACGUCGACUUUGAGUGCGUGUCACAACUGGACACGCCGUUUUUACUUCCAUAAUUUGACUUUUCCCAUCGUUGCUGGAGUGCGGGCGGACCGCUGCGUUGACGACCGUGAACAACCAACUGGGACGGGUACAGCUACACUUGCUUCGCAUUGCGCCUACCUACCACCAAGUACCUCCCUUGCCGACAACCCCAACUUGAGAUGCACUCUUGAUCUCUUUCGGAUCAUCGCACACAGACAUUCACCACACAGACAUCUAUUUGCUUUCCCAGACCUUCAACGACAACCAAGCGGACAACAGCAGCGCCCUCAUCCGGCGGGUUUCCUUUCGUAUAAGGCGAUGCGUCAAUCGCCACUGUGAUUGUGAGAGAAGAAUAAGAAAAGAAGAGAAAAACGACAGCCGCCGACACCUUGGUUGCUGAACGACACUCGAGCCGAUGCUGGACGCCUUAGUCUACCUGCGACAGGCGCAUUCCUCGUGACGCGCAUGGUGCGCAGCCACCACGACUGACGAACCUCACUUGCGCCCGUUCUCACCCGGGCUUUACUCAACCUAGCAAACAAUCGUUUGUUUGUUUUCCGCAUCGCAUCGAAACAUCGACCUCGAGCGCCAGGCACGCUCCCGAGGACUCUCAUUUAUAAUUUACUAAUGAGACAUGGCCGACGUCAAGGAUGAGGGAGACCGAGAGGGCCGAAGUGAGAAGAAGAGCUUCUGGGGCAGUAUUUUCCGGAACCGGAGCCUCGCGAAGAAAGGGAGACUGGAUACCCCGGAAUCGCGCAGAGCCAGUGAUGGAGAUGUCCUCCCUCGCAGGCGCCGCUCACUCACCGAUAUGCCCAAGGCCUCGAGAACAGUCGAGUCGCCAAAUGGUCACCCUGAUCACCCGGGCUACCAUCGCUCCCGCCGGCGGCCUAGGAGGCCAGAUCCCGCCCGAGCCAAAGGAAAAGGCCGCGCGCAUCCCAAUGGUGUCAUCUUCGAACACGGGCCGCUGACCGAAUGGCCGCCGUCCGGAAUGUCAAGCCAAGAGGAGCUUACCCUCGGCCUUGCCAUGGAACUCGUCUCGCGGGGUGUCCCGGCUCACAAGGGCCACAAGCGCCCCGUCCCGCACGCCUCCGAUCACUACUAUGCGCUGUACACCACCUCCGCGGGAAACCAAUCCGAGGACUCGGACGUCGUCAACCUGCACGACUCCAUGACCCAGCUCAUGACCCUUCGUAUCCAGGGUAGCGGUGUGGCCGUCUACCCAUGGGAGACGCUCGAACAGCCCAGCUUUGCCUUCUUCUACGGACAGCAGCCGGGCACUAUCACGUUGAAUCAGUGGGCUUCGCUAUCCAGCAUCAUGCCCCCUACGAUCGCCCUAAGGGAUUCUGGCGUAACGGCUCGAGAGGUCGAUCUGGCCCGUAUUUUCGAGCGCCUCAAAGAGUUGGAGUCCGGCCUGGAGGAUGACGACGAGGAAUGGAUGUACAAAAGCUUAUAUCGCCGCUUUCUCCGCGACCCCGACAAGUUGAUGAACCCGCACAAAGGACUCGAUAGGCAGAUUACCGAUCUGAUCAUGGUGUUGUCCCGACCGGACUGGAUCGACUUUACAAACCCCAAGAACCAAGUCGUCACUCGCUUCAUCUUCGACCCGGGACAUGCUAGCCAACAGCAGUACAUCAAGUUCUGCCACCAACUGGUGCUCAGCAUGGAGUUGGACCUCCGCAUCAACUCGCGACUGCAUGGCGAAUGGGCCAAGGAGAAAUUACUGCCUCAGCUGCCGCCCACUAUCCAGUGGGAUCUUGCACUAGCGAGGCGUUGGCGGGAGCAUGUUAGAGUCGAGGGCUACGGGAAGACGGUGGAGCAAAUCAACUUGCGUUUCAGACUCAAGAAGCGGCAGAUCAAGAUGCUGCGGCGCUUUGCCCAGAUGAUGAAAUGGCCGAACCUGGGUCAAACUCUUGACAAGAUGAAACAGAGGGAUAUGGAGGCGACUCUCGACAUAAUCAGCUCUGACGCCUUGGCAUUCUUCAGCGGCCUUGUACUCCCAGGUUCCACGUUCCCAUUCCUCAUCAUGAAUACCCUUAUCGACAUUGACCCUGACAAGGCUACGGACUCGCUUGCCAUGAUGACGCACCUCCAUCCUCAUUGUGGGUUUCAGUAUAGGAACAGUUACACCUACUGGACCGCCGCCUCCAUUGUUGGAAAGGUCCUCGCACCAACCUGUCGAUCUUUGGCAGGAUGGGUCGGGCCAGCCCGUCCGACAGCCGACCUCGGUCGAUCCCAGAUCGCGCGCAUCCGGUCCCGCCGUCCUCGCCAGCGCAUGACGCCCGAAGAUGUCCAGUCGAUGAGCGAGCGGUCUGACCCCCUUGGACCCCCGGCAGAGGUUUUCCCCGUCAAGGAGUACAAGCUUGUGGCCCCCGACGCAGACGACAUUGUUGAUACUGUACGCAUCGAGCUGCUCAGCUUCAAGACCGUCCCCGACCGAUUCCAGGAGCCGCCCCCAAUGCCAAAAGUGUAUGAUGCCACGGUCCAGUUCGCCGUCGACGGUGUUUCCUGGCCCAUGCGCCUGACGUACGAUGUUUCGUUCAUCUCAGCAUGGCCGUGUUCAGGAGGACCGCACCCUCUCUUCUUCGAUUAUGUCUUCCAGACUAUCAAGGCAGACGAGAUCAUGAAUGUCAAAGACUGGGGCGGGCUCUAUGGGCAGUUUCCGAGCGCGCGGAGCUCGAGGACGAGCUCCAAUGCAGGGCCGCACACCGCAAACAGUCAGGAGCAGAUCGACGAGGAGCAGGUGUUGGUGGUGGAGGCGUUUGGAGUCAGAGACAAUGAGGUCCUGACUCGCGCUUGGUGUUCACACUGGGGUCUGAGUGCCGUGGUCGCAGACAUUCGAAAUACAUGCAUGGCAUGCGCUAUCCGCGAGGCGUACGCGGCAACACUGACAGUUGUGAUUCUGGUGGAUGAUCAAGGAUACAACACAGACGACUAGCCGACGACUCAUGACAUUGCAUGAAUAUCUCUUUUCUUUUCCCCUCUCUCCACCUCUCUCGGUUCUCUUUAUGAUGAUGAAUCGUCGGGAUCAAGGAACAGGAGGUUCCAGGAGAAGGACAUGGUCAUUUCAGCUCGUUUUUCUCUUUGCUUUGUUGAGAUGUAAAAGAUACCACAGCGCGUAUUGUUUGUCCCAGGUACACUUCCUGGGCCAUGGGAAUGGCAGAGAAAUGCAUCAAGAGGGAUGGUGUCUUUGCAGAAAGGCCGAUUCGAAGGCUCAGGGGAGAGAAUUGCGAAAGGAGCAUGGAAUACCCAGGACAGGAACAGAGUGCAUCUCUAGGGCGUUGCGUUGCGGAUUUACGGAGGGGA
Molecule: messenger RNA, 3537 nt
Organism: Colletotrichum destructivum
Lineage: Eukaryota; Fungi; Ascomycota; Sordariomycetes; Glomerellales; Glomerellaceae
Exons: 5
Coding region: 869-3169 (766 amino acids)
Source: RefSeq, a predicted model, not a curated record